ACUCGUGCCUUUCAUUAUGGUUUACCGUUACUCCGCGAGAUAUAGGCAUAAUGCGUUGUGGCAACAAUGUGACUCAUUUAGAACAAAACUUUUCUAUAUGGAUCCGCCCUAGUCCUUUUUUUCCCCUACGUUUCACCCUAUUUCACAGUGUACAAACAAAACUAAUUUAAUUUUAAAAAACUGCUGAGGAAAGCGUUCGUGCGAUUGCGGUGCGUUUCUUGGUUGAAUUUGUUGAUUGCGUGCUAGCCAAUCGUAAAGAAUUAAUUAUCAGGGCGUCGGUGUGCUACAUCUAUAUUGAUUACAGUAGGAAUAGGAGAAGAUGGCGUACAAAAGGCAAAAAAAAAAGUGGAUUGAGUGUGUGUGUGUACAGUAAAACGCCGAUAUAAGGGAAAGAAGUGUGCUUCUCUAAAGUGCACCAGUGCUGCAUAAAGUAAAAGGGAUGAGAAAAUCGAUGGCCGAUUUCAGAUGGUGUAUACGGAAAGAGGAGGUAGUAAAAUAUAAGAGUCUAACUAAAUAACGCUAUCAAACAUUGAGGUUGCCAGUGGGUCCCUUCAUCCAGACUCCGAGUUGGGAAGGGGUUGGCAGACCGGGGAGGGAAGACGGAGGGACCAGUACAUAUGUCACAACGCGCAUGUGUGGCCCCCCCUUUUUCUUUUUAAAAUAUUUCUAUGCUGACAAGAGCGAGUGAUAUUGCACACAUUCAUCGUGUAUAUACACACGGGCAAAGAUGUGCGUUACCAUCAGUCCAGACAGUUUAAAGUGGACACAUGCUCUGUCGCGUUCGGCAACGUGAAAUGAUGAGCCUCGUGUGAAGGUCGACAGUGAACAGAAGAAAGAAAUGAGGAAUCAAAAAAGACUAUUGGCAUUAUCUUUCGUUUCGCUUCUUCUCUUCCCUGGGUUGUGUUUGUACUGGACCAUCUACGACAUUGUCGGAGACAGCAACAGAUGGAAUGGAACGCCGAUUCCUGCUGGCAAUGUUGAAGGAUCGAGUGAUAUCAGCCCGGCAACAGAAUCCUUUGAAUCGUUGGACUUUAGCGGAUUCGAUAACGAAACCGGACGGAGCUUCGACGGGCGUUUAAUUGUGCCUAAUCUCAUCCAUUACAUCCGUUUCAACAAGACGACGUUUACGUUUGUCGACUAUGUCUGUUUACGUUCGGCUUACAUUCAACAGAAACCCGAACGUAUUUACCUGCACACGAAUGUCGACGUGAACAAUUUGACGGGUCGCUAUUGGAAGUGGAUCCAAUCCGAACCGGAUUUGUACAGACGGAUUGUCAUCCAGCCGAUCGAAUUGCCGUCAGAGAUUUUCGGCCAACCGCUCAGCGAUGGAUGGAGACUCUAUCAUGGCUCGGACAUUGCCCGCAUCCGCACCAUGAUGAAAUAUGGCGGCAUUUAUUUAGAUAAUGAUGUCUACGUCGUUCAGAAUCUCGACAAGUACCACAAAUACGAGAUUGCUAUGGGCUGGGACGAGGGUCAGUUUCUCGGUAGUCAGGUCAUUAUUGCCCAUCACGACGCCCGUUUCCUGCCCCUCUGGCUGAACACGUACCAACAAUAUCACGCAGAUUUAUGGUAUUACAAUGCAGGUGAACGUCCUACAACGGAGAUCCUACACCGGCAACCUGAGCUGAUGCAUCGAGUUAAAUGGCGGUUCGGUGUCCACAUGUUGAUGCAGGAUUUGUACGAUUCGAUGGAAUGGCCCGAUUGGCGCUUGAAUCAGGACACGAUCCACUUGUUAAUUAAUCAUCGCUCUUACCUGGAUCCUCAUUUCAAAGAAUAUCCGGAUUUCAAUGACCGCAAUAUUCAACAUUACCCGUACAUGUUCGGACAGCUGGCACGUCUUGUUCUACCUAAACGACCUAGUUCAGCAACAGUUCGACGGUACUGGAAUUCGACCACUGUUGCGUUAGACGGGAUCGUGAAUGGUCAGCGGUCACCCGAUCCUACCCAUGACUGAACAUCCUACACACUUCCUUAUUUGAUAUUCUUCUUUACUCAGAUGAUGUAAUAAUACUCCUGCCGUAAUGGAAUGCAUAUCAUAAUCCACACGGUGCUAUCUUUUUUUCUAUUUCACGGGAAGUUCAUCUUUGGUCGGCAGCAAUUCCGAGCGUGAUCUUAUUUCCCGGUGUUUACUGUCAGCUCUUUCUUGCCCAAGGGAGAGAAUCGAAGAGAGUGGUUCUCGUCUUAUGAGAAACAUGAUAACACGUGCUCGUAUUCAUGUCGUCUUUUCAUGCGGACAAAAUACGAAAUUUAAGAAAAUGAUUUGCUUAACCUGCUAUACAUACAACGUGACCAAAAACGUGUGCAAAUCGGGUUUUCGUGAACGUGAAAAACGUUCUAAUAUACGUACAUUUGCUUAAUAACAAGGAAAAUCCGAUUCAAUUUUCAUUCAAGAGGCAAAAAUAUACAUCUCCACCAUC
Molecule: messenger RNA, 2417 nt
Organism: Daphnia magna
Lineage: Eukaryota; Metazoa; Arthropoda; Branchiopoda; Diplostraca; Daphniidae
Exons: 2
Coding region: 839-1954 (371 amino acids)
Source: RefSeq, a predicted model, not a curated record